This is a messenger RNA of Pimephales promelas (fathead minnow), 1026 nucleotides long. RefSeq names its product hypocretin (orexin) neuropeptide precursor (gene hcrt). Gene Ontology annotation, cellular component: perinuclear region of cytoplasm. NCBI's taxonomy places the organism in Eukaryota, Metazoa, Chordata, Actinopteri, Cypriniformes, Leuciscidae. Gene Ontology annotation, molecular function: type 1 orexin receptor binding; type 2 orexin receptor binding; neuropeptide hormone activity. The record is from RefSeq and is a predicted model, not a curated record. Gene Ontology annotation, biological process: neuropeptide signaling pathway; eating behavior; positive regulation of transmission of nerve impulse.
UCCAUCAGAUAGCCUACAUGACAUUUGUGUACAAGACCGGGGCAGCAGCCAGACUCAUGGAUUGCACAGCAAAGAGAGUUCAACUACUCCUCUUCAUGACGCUGGUGGCGCACGUGGCGCGAGACGCUGAGGCCGUGACCUCCUGUUGCACGAGCACUUCGAGAUCCUGCAAAUUUUACGAGUUACUGUGCCGCACGGGAAGCCGAAACGAUACUUCCAUCGCUAGGCAUUUCGGUCGCUUUAAUAACGACGCUGCUGUCGGGAUUCUGACUCUUGGCAAACGUAAAGUGGGCGAGAGACGCGUCGAAGACCGCCUGCAGCAACUCUUGCACGGCUCACGGAAUCAAGCCGCGGGAAUCCUGACAAUGGGAAAGAGGUUCGAGGACGGCGGCCACCUGCCGCUCGUUCACGCGGGAGGGACCGAGAGCGCGCCCGUAAGACUCGGACUGGGGCGUCCGAUGAAAUAUCUGAUACCCACGGUACCAGAAGACGCGUAUGAAAAACGAUGACAUUUGUCAAUUUUAAAAGCCAGUCCAGCGCUGUUCAUUUUUGACGUCAAUUGCCAAUACGGGAGUUAGUGGGUUUUUAAAAUAGCCUUUUUGAUUUGAGUAAAAACUGUUUGUGGUUAAAAAUAGCUACUUGAAGAGACUUUAACGUUUUUUCGAUUAUAAAUCAUCACAUGUAUGCUGUAUGUUUUAUAAAAAAAAGUUGUACAGUAAUGUUUUGUUUACGUAACUUAGCCUAAAUAAAAAAUCAAUAAAAAAAAAAUUACAACUCUUGUGGCUUUACGAAAUCAGUUGCUUUCUAUAGUGAACAGUUAACCAGUGUCAGGGGGCUUUGUGAAAUUCUGUCAUUAAUAAAAAGCACAACUAAAUUUAAUAGAUGUUAAUGAUGCGCAUUUCAUUAAGUCUGAGGGCAGAAGCAUUAUCUUGUUUUAUUAAGAUGAUUUGUGAAUUUCAGAAAUUUGUAGUAUGUUUGCUGGUCAGCAGAUGGCAGGCGAUGUAAAUAAUUGUAAAAUACAAUAAA